Molecule: messenger RNA, 1059 nt
Organism: Adineta steineri
Lineage: Eukaryota; Metazoa; Rotifera; Eurotatoria; Adinetida; Adinetidae
Source: the annotation of a GenBank genome assembly
AUGUAUAUGCAUCGUGCCGGGCUUAUUGAUAUAGCUAUUAAAGCUAUAUGCAAAAAUCAUACAUAUUCAGGAUUGUACGAAGUUUGUGCUUUAUGUAGUGUACUCAAAUGCAAUAUACGAAGUGUCUAUCCAGAAAUUGACUUUAGAGCUGGCAUGGCUGUGAUGAAUAGUAUAUAUACACCUAUUCCGCCGAUCGUUGCUAAUUAUGAAGUUGCAAUUUUGUGGUCGAAUGUCUGGAAAGAAAUGCACGUGCGAGCGGUCAAUAAUAAUCUAUGGAGUCCGAAUCAUUUUGUGCCUCUCUUAGCACCAAAUCAGCAAUAUGAUUUUGAUCAAAGGAAUCAAUUAUUAUUAUCUAAUGUCAAAACUCCUGAAAAGAAAACAUUUAAGAACAAUGUAGUCGCUCAAAUACGCAUGCCUGAUUUUGAAUCUUCUCCCAACAGACGUGUACGUAGUGAUAUCAAUAUUGAAAGUGAACGCACUAAAGCAAUCAGCCCGAUUGCAAUCGAGCAGGCUCAGGCGGACACAGAAGAAGAACAUGAAAACCGACUUUCUCUUUUGAGAGAACGUGCACGUCUGAGACGAGUUAAUCAGACGGAGGAACAACGUCAAAAUCGACUUGCGAAAGACAGAGAACGAGCUCGAUCCAGUCGAGACAGUCAAGCUGAAGAACAACGGCAACGUCGACUCGAGCAAAAGAAAGAACAUGCACGGUCUGUACGGCAGAAUGAAACAGAUGAUCAAUAUCAGUUACGGAUCAAUUAUCAAAGGGGUCGAAGUCAGGCCAAUAGAACCGAAAAAAGACUAGAAAAACGGACAGCUGACAACAUCAUUAUUCAACAGCAGAACAUCAAUAUGCAACGAAAAAAAAAAGUCAAAUUCAUUCGACUUGGCCAGCGCCAAUUCCUACACUGAAAAAAAAAUCGGUAGAAUGAUAAACGUUUUAAGCGUUUAUCAAGUUGCAACGAAUAAAAUACCCUUUUCUACCGUUUAUCAAAUUGUGCUGAAUCCUUUCAUCUACCCCGAAAAAUAGUGAAAAAAAAGGGUUUAUCAAUUGUAAAU